Molecule: messenger RNA, 774 nt
Organism: Porites evermanni
Lineage: Eukaryota; Metazoa; Cnidaria; Anthozoa; Scleractinia; Poritidae
Source: the annotation of a GenBank genome assembly
UUUGCAGGUAUUAAAGAUCACCCAUAUUCUCUGUCCUGGAAUGAGAUUCAGCAUCUCAGGAAACAAAGUCAUUUUGACCAAGCAGAAAUAGAAGCACUGGUAGAACAGUUUAAGACACUGGCAACAGAGAAAGCAGGAAUUACCCGUGAAGUGUUCGACAAGUGUCUUGGUCCUCUUGGACAACACAAGAACUUAGUCAUGGAUCAGAUGUUUAAAUUUUAUGACCAAAAUGGUGAUGGUCUUAUUGACAUUGAUGAGUUUGUCAUUGGGCUUUCUAUUCUUGUCAAAGGCAGUGAGAAAGAGAAGAUCCCCUAUGCUUUUGCUGGCUGUGACAUUGAGAACAAGGGUUAUAUUUCCAAGGAGAAUUUAAGAAGUAUGUUUAAGGCAUACUUUGAGAUUAGUCUUGAGUUGGUACGUGAUGUUGUGAGGUCAUGUGAAGAGGAAAUGAUGGCUUCCUUCGAUGACUCUGCCGACAAACCAGUGUCUUCAGUGUUCAAUGCACCCAUUCCUAGCGACUCAGGUCCAUCAACGUCAACUGGGAAACCAGCCAUGGUUCUAAAUAAUCCCGGAAAUACGAGUGCUCAAGGAAUUGACAGAAGAUGGCCAAUCAUGGAAGCAAUGUCACAGGAUGCCAUUGAUGAGAUGGUGAACAAUGUAUUUCAGUGUGCUGAUACUGACAAGGAUGGCAAGAUCUCCUUUGAGGAAUUUGAAGCUUGGGCUGCAAAUGAUAACACUAUUCUUGCCUGGUUUGAAGCACUUGGUACUAUUUUUUAA